Eucalyptus grandis is the source of this 2901-nucleotide messenger RNA. RefSeq names its product glutamate receptor 2.1. The transcript has 5 exons. Lineage: Eukaryota; Viridiplantae; Streptophyta; Magnoliopsida; Myrtales; Myrtaceae. Bases 1 to 2901 code for a protein of 966 amino acids. Gene Ontology annotation, molecular function: glutamate-gated receptor activity. Gene Ontology annotation, cellular component: plasma membrane. The record is from RefSeq and is a predicted model, not a curated record.
AUGAUUCCUCCAAGAAUCUCGUUCGAUGCUGAAAAGCUCCUAUUUUUGGUUCUCUCCCUUUUCCCGAUUGUCAUCACCUUGAGCGAUGGCACUCACCCAGCAGUGGCGCAGGGCAGCAACAACAGCAAUCCAACAACGAUCGCGGUGAACGUUGGGGUGAUCCUUGAUCUGGAGACGCAGGUGGGCCAGAUGGGAUUGACCUGCAUUAACUUGUCUCUGUCUGAUUUUUAUAGUUCGAACCCUUCCUUCAAGACUAGGCUCGUCCUCAACGUUAGAGACUCCAAGCGAGAUGAGCUUGCCGCCGCCACUGCAGCACUUGAUCUGAUAAAGAAUAAGCAAGUCCAAGCCAUAAUAGGCCCUCAACGUUCAGCGCAAGCAGACUUCCUCAUUCACCUCGGAGACAAAUCUCAUGUGCCCAUCGUCUCUUUUUCUGCCACUAGUCCUCCCCUUAGUUCUCUUCGGAGUCCAUACUUCCUUCGAGCCGCGCAAAUUGACUCGUCCCAAGUGAAUGCCAUAAGCGCAGUCAUUCAAGCUUUUGGCUGGAAAGAAGUGGUCCUCAUAUAUGUGGACAACGAGUUCGGAGCAGGCAUUAUACCUUCUCUUGCCAUAGCUUUGGAAGAAGUCAACACGCGAGUGCCCUAUAGGAGCCCCAUUUCUCCUUCAGCCACGGACGAUCAAAUCCUGCAGGAACUCUACAAGUUAAUGACGAUGCAAACGAGGGUGUUCAUCGUGCACAUGUUACCUACUCUCGGUUCACGGCUAUUUGCCAAAGCAAAAGAGGUGGGGAUGAUGAGAGAAGGUUAUGUGUGGAUCUUGACUAAUGGAAUCACCGACCUACUGAGUUCUGUGGAUUCAUCUGUUGUCGCUAGUUCGAUGCAAGGAGUACUGGGCAUCAAGACUUAUAUCCCGGACACACCAAACCUAGACAACUUCAUGGUCCGAUGGAGGAUGAAAUUCCAACAAGAGAAUCCUUCCGUCCAUAAUCCUACAUUGAACAUUUUCGGAUACCGGGCUUAUGACGCUGCUUGGGCUUUGGCAAUGGCCGUUGAGGAAAUGGGUGCGACGAAUUUUACCUACCAGAUGUUGAAUGCUUCGACAGAUACAACAGAUCUCGACAAGUUUGGGGUCUCUCAAAAUGGUCAGAAACUUCUCCAAGAACUAACCAAUAUGACAUUCGCAGGCCUCACUGGAAAUUUUAGACUCGUCGAUGGGCAGCUAGAGUCGGCGGUGUUCCAAAUCGUUAAUAUCAAUGGAAAUGCAGCAAGAGGGAUUGGAUUUUGGACGCUAGAAAAGGGGCUGGUAAGAGAUUUGUAUUCAUUCAGCACAAGCAAAUAUUCCACUAAUAUCGGAUCAAUAAUAUGGCCAGGAGAUUCAACCUCUGUUCCUAAGGGAUGGGAGAUUCCCACAAAUGGGAAGAGGUUGAAGAUUUUAGUCCCCAUGAAGGACAGUUUCUUUCAAUUUUUGACUGUGACUCAAGAUCCUAACACAAAUACAUUCCAAGUCACCGGAUACUGUAUCGACAUCUUUCAAGUUGUCGUUAAAAAAUUGCCUUAUGCCGUGGCUUAUGACUUUAUUCCGUUUGCGUUCACUGAUGGAAGGAUUGCGGGAAGUACUUACAAUGACAUGAUCGAUCAAGUAUUUUAUAAGAAUUAUGAUGCAGUUGUGGGUGAUACAACAAUCAUUGCGAAUAGAUCAUUAUACGUAGACUUCACCUUACCAUACAGCGAAUCGGGGGUUGCAAUGCUUGUGCCAUACAAGGACAACAAGAACAAGAAUGCUUGGGUUUUCUUGAAGCCACUCACUUGGGACCUUUGGUUAACGAUCGGAUGCUUCUUUGUGUUUAUAGCACUGGUCGUGUGGAUUCUCGAACACCAGAUCAAUGAAGACUUUGGGGGUCCAGUUGCGCAUCAAGUUGGCACGAGUUUCUGGUUUUCGUUUUCAAUCAUGGUCUUUGCACAAAGGGAGAGAGUAUUUAGCAACCUAACCAGAUUUGUUGUGAUCGUGUGGUUUUUUGUGGUACUUAUACUAACGCAAAGUUAUACGGCAAGUUUGAGCUCUCUUUUGGUGGUGCAAAAUCUUCAACCAACUGUGGCUGAUAUUGAUCAGCUUCUAAAGAGUGGAGAAAAAGUGGGUUACCACCACGGCUCUUUCAUUUAUGGAAUGCUAAAGCAAAUGAAGUUCGAUGAUUCGAGACUUAUAUAUUAUCAUUCUCCUGAAGAAUGUGAUGCGCUUCUUUCCAAGGGAAGUGCAAAGGGUGGGAUUGCGGCAGCACUUGAUGAAAUCCCCUACAUUAAACUUAUUUUUUCUCAAUAUUGCAAUAAAUAUACCAUGAUCCCGACAUUAAAAACUGCUGGAUUUGGCUUCAUUUUCCCCAAAGGGUCUCCGCUAGUACCAGAUAUUUCGCUAGCAAUCCUUAACGUAACUGAAGGGCCUGAAAUGACUGAAAUUGAAAACGCAUGGUUCCCAUCGAAAUCCAAUUGCCUGGAUUCGACUAACUCGAUUUCUUCCAACAACUUGGAUCUCGACAGUUUCUGGGGCCUAUUCGUGAUUGCUGGAGCUGCUGCAGUUCUAGCUCUCUUCAUUUUCAUGGUCAUGUUCAUUAAAAAAAGUUGGCAUGAAGUAACAAGUUCUUCAGGUUCAUUGCCGGAGAAAAUUGUUGCAUUGGGAAGAAGAGUUUACCAAAGGGACCUCCAUCCGUAUACUUCUAAGGAAGCCAGAGAUAGAAAUACGAAUGAUGUUGGCAAUAAGAUUGCAGCUAUUGAAACUUCAGAAAACACUAACUUCCCUUUGAGUCCGUCAAGAGACUUUGGCAAAGACAAUUACGAUAUAAACAAUGAGCAAGGCACACAAUCUGCAGAACAAGGACUUUCUAAUCAUGUAGAUGAAGGGUGUCCAACGUAG